This is a messenger RNA of Mizuhopecten yessoensis (Yesso scallop), 297 nucleotides long. Its product is annotated as oxygen-dependent choline dehydrogenase 1-like. The annotation marks the transcript as partial. The record is from RefSeq and is a predicted model, not a curated record. NCBI's taxonomy places the organism in Eukaryota, Metazoa, Mollusca, Bivalvia, Pectinida, Pectinidae. The transcript has 2 exons. Gene Ontology annotation, molecular function: oxidoreductase activity; flavin adenine dinucleotide binding.
AUUCCAGUUGUUGCAGACCUGCCUGUAGGGUCCACAUUGAGAGAUCACAUGAUGUUCUUCACGAAGGCUGACAUUAAGAAGCCGGUCAGUUACACAAACGCCAAGGUCUUCACGCCGCUAAACUGGCUCAAGUACCAUUUGUUCGGAACAGGUUUGAUGACAAGUAAUGCUGCUCUGGAAAGCCAGACAUUUAUCCGGACAGAUCCAGACAGUAAAACUCCGGAUAUUCAGUUGACACUCGUGAGUACCUUGGAGGAACAUGGCGACUCGUACGGACACUUCAACUAUAGAGACGAA